CAUUUUCUCUUAAGAUCUUGUGCCAAACAAAAAACUCAAAAACCUAUCAAAUAGUACAAUGGAUCAUGGUAACAUGCCACCACCAUCACCAUCAUCAAUGGCGAAUCAUACCGAACCUCACAUGAUGGUGAUGCAUAUGACCUUCUUCUGGGGCAAGAACACGGAGGUUCUCUUCUCCGGCUGGCCUGGGACAAGUUCCGGCAUGUACGCUCUAUGUCUCAUUGUCGUCUUCCUCCUCGCUGUAAUCGCGGAAUGGCUUGCCCAUUCUGCGAUCCUUAGUGGUCGUGGCUCCACCAACUGCGCCCCAGGGAUUGCUCAGACCGCUGUGUACACACUCAAGACAGGCCUUGCGUAUCUCGUGAUGCUCGCCGUUAUGUCCUUUAACGUUGGUGUUUUCAUCGUGGCUAUCGCGGGAUUCUCCGUGGGCUUCUUUCUCUUUGGAAGCACUGCUAUCAAGAAACCCUCCAAUGACGACCGGAAAACCGCCGAACCUCUCUAGCCGACGUCAGUCUGCGUUUGCUUAACCAAAAACAAUUAUUAUUGUUACUUACUUGUAAAGAACAUUUUGUUUGUAUGUUAUUUGCAUUAAUAUAAAAAAACCAAGUUACCCCCAUUCCAAUUUUUGGAAGAAAUUUGGCCAUUUUUUUAAUUAUAUAAAAAUGAUAUACAAAACUUAUAGUUCCAAUCUAUCUAUAUGUGACUAUAUGCCUUGUUGCCAUUAAAAAGCUACAAAGGACAACAAAUACACACCGUGCAUCGUUGACGAGACAAUAAAUAAAUAAGUAGGCUAAACGGCAAGGUUCACGCCUUUUUUUUCUUAGGAAAGUGUAAAUGAUCCGAGAGGGAGGCACUAAUUGGUUUCGUUUGGACGCUAAAAUGCUUGGAGUACUUAAUUAGAUUAUUCUCCAAAUAUUCUAUUUCAUGUCAAUCUUGUAAGGAUCGACUCGCUUUUAACUUUCUUCUGUUUUUGCUUUCUUACUGCAACGCAAAGACAACUUUGACUUUCUUCUUCAAGAUGUCUAUAGAACUUAUAACCUACAUAUUCUUUACUUCGUUUGUUCAAAUUUAUUAAAUUCUUUAAAAUAUAUAUAAGUUUAUAUAUAUAAAAAAAAUAUUGCCCACUUUGAGAAAGAACUCGAAUAAAAGAGAAAAAUGAUAUAACAGGCCGAGCCGAAUUCAAGAACAAAAGAGCACAAACAACACACCAUGAAUCCUAGAACUUAAAGCUGAGGAGGUUGUGAGUUUUAUUAGAGUCCGAUCCUAAAGAAGAAAUGACACUGGUGACAUCUCUUAAUAUUUUCGGCUUAUAAAAAAAGUGGAGAGUUUUUAGCAAACGCUCAAGAAAUCUUCUAGAAAUGCCAAAAACCUAGGUCUGUUUUGCUCGUCCAAAUGUUGACAAUCUUGGUGCAAGAGAUCAAUGCUGACAAACUGAUCAACUCGAACAAGGGUGCUCUUCAAACGCUUAGCCAACAAGCUUCGAUAUGACUUUAACACAGCACCUUACCGGGUCAUGCGGUUUUGUAUUUACAUCUUUGUUACACAGACUAAUCCCACUUCCCUUCUCACCAUUCAAACAGUAGCCGGAAAAGCAAAAAAGGUCAUAAAAAAAAAA
Molecule: messenger RNA, 1612 nt
Organism: Camelina sativa (false flax)
Lineage: Eukaryota; Viridiplantae; Streptophyta; Magnoliopsida; Brassicales; Brassicaceae
Gene: COPT6
Product: Ctr copper transporter family
Biological process (GO): copper ion transmembrane transport
Cellular component (GO): plasma membrane
Molecular function (GO): copper ion transmembrane transporter activity
Source: RefSeq, a predicted model, not a curated record